Quercus lobata is the source of this 821-nucleotide messenger RNA. RefSeq names its product pantothenate kinase 1-like. The coding region runs from base 1 to 672 and encodes 223 amino acids. Gene Ontology annotation, biological process: coenzyme A biosynthetic process. Gene Ontology annotation, cellular component: nucleus; cytosol. Gene Ontology annotation, molecular function: ATP binding; pantothenate kinase activity. The record is from RefSeq and is a predicted model, not a curated record. The transcript is spliced from 5 exons. NCBI's taxonomy places the organism in Eukaryota, Viridiplantae, Streptophyta, Magnoliopsida, Fagales, Fagaceae.
AUGGAUAAUUUCAAAGAUAUAGGACAUUAUUUCUGGUCAGUGAUCAUUCCUGUCCUCUGCAAGUUUGCUUCACAUAAUCUUUCAGCUUCUGCCAUUGCUUCUUGCUUUGGAAAGGUCAAUGGUAACAAAAAGCUCUCAGGAUAUAAAGCUGAGGAUAUGGCCGCAAGUCUUUUGAGAAAUUUCACGUACCUUAUUGCACAGAUAUCCUACCUUGUAGCUGCUCCCUUAGGGAUUAAGAGAAUCUGCUUUGGAGGUUCUUACAUUCGAGGGCAUGCCUCUACAAUGGAUAACAUUUCUUACGGACUGAACUUCUGGUCUAAAGGUCAAGUAGCAGCUGUGUUUUUGCAACAUGAAGGUUUCUUAGGAGCUGUUGGUGCACUCCUGAACUACAAGAAGAUCGAUCUUAACAUAUUAAUGCCACAGAAGCUCACUGCAUAUGAUUCUUCUAGACUUUCAGUCGUUGGUGAAGAAUUUCAUGGGAAAUUAGAGGAGAGAGUGGAAGAUCAUCUCAAUAGAGAGGUCGAGAUACUAAAAACUGAACUUGAUAGAUUACAAAAUGACAAGGCAACACUUGUUAAAACGUUAAAGAAUUUAGAAAGUAAACUAUGCAAACUAUGCGGUAGCUGUAGUAAACUAUGCAGUAGCUGUGAGACAAGCAACAUAAGCCAAUGAUGGUGAAAUUCCUAGAUGAACAAUAUGGAAUGGUGUUCCACAUAGAUGGCUGAAAGCUGAAAACCAUCAAAGAAGAAAGAUUCAACCAUGGCUUAAAAUUAUAACCGAGCUCCAGUGUCUACAGUUGAACCUUACAAUAUUGAUUACUA